UGACUUUUUACCAAUAGCUUUAGCAAUCAUAUGCGAUGAUUUCUUUGUACCAUCACUUGAAGCCAUAUCAGAGAAACUGGAGUUGUCUGAGGAUGUCGCUGGGGCAACAUUUAUGGCUGCCGGAUCAUCGGCCCCUGAAUUGUUUACCUCAAUCGCUGGCGUAUCCGUCGAUAGCGAUGUUGGAAUCGGCACUGUCGUAGGCUCAGCUGUGUUUAACAUUCUGAUUAUUAUUGCUCUUACGGCUGCAUUAGCUGGCAAGGUUCUAGCCCUUGAUUGGCGACCACUCAUCCGUGAUAGUACAUUUUAUGGUAUAUCAGUAGUGUUGUUCAUUGGAUUCUCGUGGGAUGGCGUAUUCGAAAUAUGGGAAGCUAUCAUUUUACUUGUAAUGUACGGCUUGUAUAUAGCCAUCAUGAAAUUCAAUGGAAGUUUAAUGAAACUUAUGGAUAAACUUACUUGCACAUAUUGUCGUCAUCCAGAAGUUUCACCUAUAGACGCAGACCUUGCAACAGCUGCGGUUGUUGAAGCACAGCCACCUAAAGAAGAAAGCGUAACUAUAUUACCUGCAAAAAUAUCUGCUCUACCACCGCUCGAUAAUAGGGAUUCGACUAUGUCUGGUGCUAGCCUGUCUGUACCAUCGUCACACAACAAACACAUUUUUCAUCAUAUCAAGCACGGCGAACUUUCGUCUAACUUUACAUCAUCGCAAUAUGAUCUCAGAAAAGCUGUCGAGAUAUCUGAACGUCCGUCGACAGCGAAUAAUAAUCAACUUAAAGUAGAUACAUUUGGAAAUACAAACGGGACGAUAGUCAUUAAAAGCAGUAGUUCGAACUCAUUAGAGCUGAAAAGAAACUACAAAUCCAAUGGUGCCGACGAAGACAUUGAUUUAGAAAGUCUGGCAGGACUAAGCCAACAUGGGUAUGGUAGUCAAACACAUUUAAUUGUACCGGUAUCACGGGGGGAUGCAGACUCGGGCAUUCAUAGCGCACAAGGUCCUACUCCUAACCCUUACACAACUGAACUUUCUUCUGAUCCUUCUGAAAAUUCCAAUUCUAAGACAAAAAGGCACUCCCUCGUACUGACAGCGCAUGUCUUACCAAUCGCUCAUAGUCAAGCACCAUCACAAGAUGCUCCAUCUGAACACAAGAUGGAGGAUGAAGAACCAAAGCUUACACCAUGUCCUUGUCUUCCAUCCAUCAACAUGUACUAUCCUGACAAAGACGUCUUCAACGAAAGAUGUGGGUGUAUGUUCUACGUAUUAAAAUGGUUAAUGUUUAUUGUUAGUUUUCCUUUCAUGUGCCUAUUCACAUGGACAAUACCUCCUUGCAGUGAAGAACACAACCGGAAAUGGUACCUGGUGUCUUUCUUUAUGUCUAUUUUCUGGAUUGCUGUCCUGAGUUUUGCCAUGGUUACAUUGGUUGCCAAGACAGGGUGUAUUCUUGAGGUUGAUCACUACACUAUGGGGCUAGUUGUUGUUGCUGUGGGAACCAGCGUACCGGACGCGCUCAGUUCAAUCCUUGUGGCUCGUGAUGGUUUUGGCGACAUGGCAGUGUCAAACGCAAUAGGAUCAAACGUAUUUGAUAUUAACCUAGGCCUUGGACUCCCAUUCCUCAUCAAAAUCAUCAUCGAUAAGGGAGAGGCACUGCAGCUCCUUAGUGACACCGAAAUGGCUAUGUAUCAGAAUAAUGAGAUGGUCAUCACUCCGCACGCAAAAUUUGGAUUCGCAUUGCUGCUUAUUCUCUUCAUAACACUAGUGGUAUUUUUUAGUGUUCGAUUCAGGCUCAACAAGGUCGUAGGAUUCAGUUUUGUGAUGAUGUAUAUACUAUUUAUGGUCUAUGCUUUUAUUCAAGAAUUAGUAUGCGAUUACGAUUGCUAGCAGUAACCAAAAAAAAAAGAAAAACAACAACUACUUCCGGUAUAUUCUGUUUGGAAUAACUUAUGACGAACAAGUGUUGAAUAACAAAAACAUUUUAAUAUCAUUCAUUAUUAAAAACCAGACUCUUUUGUGAGUGACCUUCGAAUAUAUGAUAAAAAAUAUAAUAUUAAGAGAUAACCGAUAACCAAAUAUGAAUAUUGUAUAUAAACAAAAGUCUUUCAUAUAAUAUUUAGAUUAUCAGUUGAAGGAUGUGAUGAUUCUGUAUUUAUUUUAAAAAUUUAAUUACUCUAUACCAAAGAAUUUCUAGAAAAAAUAUUGAAUUUAAACUGAUUAAUUAACUUCAUGUGAACUUGUUUACAAUCGUUCAUAUAAUUUGAUGUUUCAUUUAACAAGACUUGCUUAUUUUAUUUGGCUGUGUUAGUGUGUGAAAAUGAAUACGGGUUUUCCAUAUAACAACAUACUUCAAACUUAACUUUGAAAACGUGUUUGUAAAUAUUAUAAAAAUUAAUUUGUAUUUAUUGCAUUGUAAAAUUAAACGAUUGUUAUCGCCUGUGAAAUGAU
Anneissia japonica is the source of this 2434-nucleotide messenger RNA. Its product is annotated as sodium/potassium/calcium exchanger 1-like. Gene Ontology annotation, biological process: intracellular calcium ion homeostasis; calcium ion transmembrane transport. The record is from RefSeq and is a predicted model, not a curated record. Lineage: Eukaryota; Metazoa; Echinodermata; Crinoidea; Comatulida; Comatulidae. The transcript is spliced from 9 exons. Gene Ontology annotation, molecular function: calcium, potassium:sodium antiporter activity; calcium channel activity. Bases 113 to 1873 code for a protein of 586 amino acids. Gene Ontology annotation, cellular component: membrane.